Messenger RNA from Somion occarium, 1255 nucleotides. Lineage: Eukaryota; Fungi; Basidiomycota; Agaricomycetes; Polyporales; Cerrenaceae. The record is from the annotation of a GenBank genome assembly.
CUCAUGAUGACGCCUUGCGAAAGUGCUCGGAAAUCUGUAGGCACAACGGUGUCCUCUGAACUUGUUCCCAUACUUCCAUGAUGCAGGCUUCCCUCCUAGGAAAGGCCUUCUCGCGAGGAUUUACCUCCAGAGCUGUUGACGGAUUCACUGGUGCCAUCGGGAACACACCGCUGAUUUACUUGAAGAAGUGGUCAGAAAAGACUGGAUGUAACAUCGUUGCCAAGGCGGAGUUCCAGAAUCCUGGAGGAAGCGUAAAAGAUCGUGCUGCACUUGGCGUUAUACGGGAUGCUGAGGAACGAGGUCUUCUGAAACCAGGAGGAACAGUCGUUGAGGGAACCGCAGGAAACACUGGUAUCGGUCUCGCCCACGUUUGCAGAGCUCGUGGUUAUGACUGCGUGAUCUUCAUGCCGAACACACAAAGUCAAGAGAAGAUCGACCUACUUCGUAUGCUCGGAGCCCAAGUCUACCCCGUCCCAGCCGUAGCCUACGAUAACCCAGCCAAUUACAACCAUCAAGCACGAGACUUUGCAAAGAACCUUCCGAAUGCUGUCUGGACAGACCAAUUCGAUAACGUUGCCAAUGCGAAAGCGCAUUACCUUACUACGGGACCAGAGAUUUGGGAACAGACAGAUGGGAAAGUUGAUGCGUUCAUUUGUGCGACUGGGACUGGGGGUACACUUGCUGGUGCGGGGAAGUACCUGAAGGAAAAGAGUGAUGGGAAGACGCAGAUUUGGCUGGCGGAUCCUCCAGGCAGUGUUCUGCAUAGUUAUAUCCAAAGCGGUGGGAAGCUCGUUGAGAGGACUGGAAGUUCCAUCACCGAAGGUAUUGGCCAGGGAAGAAUUACGAACAACUUGGCAACACUCGUGAACGAUAUUGACGGCUCACUGAAUAUACCCGACGAGAAGUCUAUCUCUGUCCUCUAUGACCUUCUAGAUACGGAGGGUUUAUAUCUCGGAGCUAGUUCAUCACUUAACGUUGUUGCUGCUAUCGAACUCGCACAGAAGCUGGGACCAGGGAAAACUAUUGCGACAAUCCUCUGCGACGGCGCUUACCGCUACCAGAGCCGACUCUUCUCGAAGAAGUGGCUACAAUCCAAGGGUCUUCAGGACGCAAUACCCGACCACCUGAAGCAUUACGCAGUUUUGGAUUGAUCGUCCCUCGCUUUUUAGUUCUUUCAUCUUUAUAUGCUUUUACCUCGCCAUACAAAACACAUAUAGAAAUAAAAACAGAAAUGAAACAAAUCAAGCAAUGUCAC